Messenger RNA from Aedes albopictus (Asian tiger mosquito), 1771 nucleotides. RefSeq lists its product as uncharacterized. Lineage: Eukaryota; Metazoa; Arthropoda; Insecta; Diptera; Culicidae. The transcript is spliced from 2 exons. Gene Ontology annotation, molecular function: nucleic acid binding; zinc ion binding. Bases 258 to 1490 code for a protein of 410 amino acids. The record is from RefSeq and is a predicted model, not a curated record.
UGUACUAGUCUGGACAUUGGAUUGAAUAAAACGAACUGCGCAAAGCGCAUUUCAUUCAUUCUUCCAUCGGACACGGAGCGUGCAACACACUAAGAGUUGGAUCAAGCUGACGGUAGCAGCGAGGCUUUGAAAAAUUCUCUCGCUGUUACUUCCCACCCCGCCGGGCCGAGGCUCACACCCAGAGCGCCAUUUCCUCGAUUCGUGAGUUUUCUUGCGACAGUCAUCCGACCCAGUUGAUAGCUGGGCAAACGAUCAGAAUGGACUCGUCAGAUGUCGGUCGCGACAGUGGCGCAACAUUCAACGGACCGCUGGCUCCCACAAAAACGCCCUCGAAAAAGUCCCUUCUAAAGGAACUGAGCGAGGUUCUCAAAAAGAACAACGCACUCCGCGAGCAAGUGGCAAGUUUGUCAGGCUUUGGCAGUGACUGGAUUCCGGCGUCGUCUAGCACGGGCCACUCUGAUGGACCACUUCUUUCGGCGAUGAGCAGUUGGUCACUUAGUGCACUGAACAUACCGGAAUGCGUACCAUCGGAAGGGCAAACUGAAAUUGACAAACAAGCAUUCGAAUACUGGAAGGACAUGCUUGUUUCGUCGCUUCAGCUGGCCAACGCUACAGAUGAAAGGAUGAAAUACGGAGUGUUCAAGAUCAAGUCUGGCCCCAAGCUCCGGGAAAUCUUGAGCACGACAUCUUCUACACCAGAGAUGCCGGAUGAGCAAACUUCCCCAUUCUCGAACGCAUUGGCUCGACUUGACGGAUACUAUGGAUCCAGGGCAUACACACUAACGCAACGAGGAAAGCUUAUGAUGAUGCUGCAAGGAGCUACGGAAAACAGCAUUGCAUUUGUGCGGCGCGUGACCUGUGCUGCGAAGCUGUGUGGUUAUGGACCGGAUGAAGAGAUGGAGGCGGUAGUGAGAGUUAUCACACAAAGGGCUAACGAUGCUAGAGUUCGGACACUGGCCAAUCGGAAUUGGCUGAAGCAAGGUACCAUGAAGGACCUCAUCGAUCUGAUCCAGGACCAUGAGAUUGAAAAAUCAAGCGAAGAAGAGUUUCUAAGGAGGCAAAGGCUGAGAGAUUCGCCAUUGGUUGCGGCGGUGUCUCACAGCAAUGAGGAAUAUCGUAACCAACGAACAGCUUUCAGUUCGUACGGAAGAGGCAGAGGAUUCCCGAACCGUGGUGGUGGAAGAGGAGGACGAGGAUUUUCGAGAGGCAUCAAUCGUUCACAAUCCAACUGUUGGAGGUGCGGAAGCGUUUAUCACCGAUCAUCUGAAUGCUUUGCGAUCAAGAAGGACUGUCGAAUUUGCCGACAGUAUGGCCAUAUUGCUCGUUGCUGUCCAUCGAAUCAGUCCAGCCCAUUGGAGCAGAGAAGACCCUUAAAACGCCACGCAGAGGAAGAGGAGCCUACCGUAGAACGGAAGAUUGCCGCCAUCGAAUGUGCGAAAACGGAAGCUGAUCCAGACCCAAAGGUACAAAACAUUGAUGAUUUGGAGUAACAUGUUUUAUUGAAACAAUCUUAAAUGGAUUACAACUUGAAAGAAAAGUUUUAUUUGAAAUAAACUAAUUGAAAUAAAAGAAAAUAAAAUAUUGAUUUAAAUGUUUGCGUAUCAUUUUACAGGCUAAAACCGAUUCACAAGUCGCCGAAUCUGAUACACUAGAGGUGAACAACAUGCAGGCCACUUGUGGCCAUAGAAUUCCAAAUGCAACGAUUGAAGCAAAAGUUGCCGGGAUUGGAGUUAAAUUUCUAAUUGAUUCUGGUGCGCAGGUGAACACCAUU